AUGGACGGUGGAGGAAUACGUGUUACUAAUCUUGGUAGUGAUCUACAACAAAUCACUAUGUGUCCUACAUCAGUAGUACAAUCUCACCUUCCUACAGACGAUGGUAUCGCAGUUUAUUUUACACCUAAGAAUCCAAAACAUAAAAAGAUUGUGGAGUCCACUCCGGUAAACAUCCAUUUCUAUUUUGAUUAUCCUUUGUGUUCUAACCUAAAUGCGUGGAAGGUUGACAAUCUUGUAUCAGAAUUUCUGCCAAUUCUACACACCAUAAGCACAGGUGCAAAAGAUGAGAGCAGUUGGUUCCAAAUUAAGCAUACAACAAAUAAAAAGUAUAAGCUAGUGUUUUGUCUCUUUGACACUUAUUGCCAAGACAUUGGCAUCGUCUCACAAAGUGGUUAUCAUCGUUUGGUUCUCUCGGACAACCCAAAGCCCUUUUUGCUCAAACUGGAUGAUAGAAUUGGAAUGGCAGCAGAAGUAUGA
Messenger RNA from Capsicum annuum, 477 nucleotides. RefSeq names its product serine protease inhibitor 4-like. NCBI's taxonomy places the organism in Eukaryota, Viridiplantae, Streptophyta, Magnoliopsida, Solanales, Solanaceae. Gene Ontology annotation, molecular function: endopeptidase inhibitor activity. The record is from RefSeq and is a predicted model, not a curated record. Bases 1 to 477 code for a protein of 158 amino acids. The transcript has a single exon.